AUGGUAUGAGCCAGUGUUCCACCUUUGUUGGAGUCUGGGGACCAAACUGGAAGAGGUUACACAGGCUGGUAAGAGGAGCCGCCUUCCUGGAAGGGGAUGAGGCCAGGAAGGAGAUUACAGAGGCGCCGAGCCCAGGGCUCCACAAUGGCAUGCCGCAGCUCCUUACAGGGAGAUCAGGGGGCCUGCCAACUUACCCCACCCCAUGAUCUCAUAGCUGUCUUUGCCAGGCGCUGGCUCAGGGAGCAGGUGCUGACAGCAUGGAUUGGGCACAGAGCCCAAGGACAAGAAGGUUCCGCCAUUGCCCCCCAGAAAACAACAGAUUAG
Molecule: messenger RNA, 324 nt
Organism: Capra hircus (goat)
Lineage: Eukaryota; Metazoa; Chordata; Mammalia; Artiodactyla; Bovidae
Product: chromosome 5 C12orf80 homolog
Source: RefSeq, a predicted model, not a curated record